AUGGAACAAAAUCACCUUCUCACCACCUCCUCCUCCGGCGGCCCCUCGACCUCCACCUCCACCUCCACCUCCUCAACGAGUAUCACAAACGAAGCACAAAGUACAACUAGCCUCACAACGUCGAUCUCCAAAUCUAACAACAAACUCAAGGAGCAAAAACGCCGCCAACCUAAGGCGGCCGCAGACUGCGAACACACGACGUACCGUGGAGUACGAAAACGGAGUUGGGGGAGAUGGGUUUGCGAAAUCCGCGAACCGAGAAAAAAGUCGAGAAUAUGGCUCGGGACAUACCCGACUGCCGAGAUGGCCGCGCGGGCCCACGACGUGGCGGCCCUAGCCAUCAAGGGCCGGUCGGCCUACCUCAACUUCCCCCACCUGGCCCACGAGCUUCCACGCCCGGCCUCGACCCUGCCCAGGGACAUCCAGGCAGCGGCCGCCAGGGCCGCUGCUCUGGACGGAGACCCGGAGUCGCGGGCUGGGCCGGGCCUCCCGAGCUCGGGCUCGUCCACGGAUUUGGCGUCGAGGGAGUCGCCGGACUCGGCUUCCGAGGGCAGAGGAGAAGAGGACGACACUUUUUUCGACUUGCCAGAUUUGCCCCUUGAUGCGUCCUCAUGGCAGGUGAUGGGUGGGAGUUAUCACAUUGGAUUCCGUCCUGAAGAUCCGUUUUUGUUGGAGUAUUGUUUGUAG
Striga asiatica is the source of this 687-nucleotide messenger RNA. The record is from the annotation of a GenBank genome assembly. Lineage: Eukaryota; Viridiplantae; Streptophyta; Magnoliopsida; Lamiales; Orobanchaceae.